This is a messenger RNA of Dichotomopilus funicola, 2601 nucleotides long. RefSeq lists its product as uncharacterized. Gene Ontology annotation, biological process: regulation of DNA-templated transcription. The record is from RefSeq and is a predicted model, not a curated record. The transcript has 3 exons. The coding region runs from base 1 to 2601 and encodes 866 amino acids. Lineage: Eukaryota; Fungi; Ascomycota; Sordariomycetes; Sordariales; Chaetomiaceae. Gene Ontology annotation, molecular function: DNA-binding transcription factor activity, RNA polymerase II-specific; zinc ion binding.
AUGGCAUCGGCAUCCGUCACAUCGGGCACGUCGCCCCUUUCGGGCUUCGAAUUUGAGUUCCCACAACACCCCGACGGCACAGGCGAUCCGGACGAGGGCGUUUGGACGACCAUCAGCAACCCCAGCACGGGGUCCAUGGGGCUCCUGUCCAGCCCAGCGAACAGCCUGGGGAGUUCAUGGGUUGUCAUGGGAGAUGGCCAGCUCGUGGAACUGCAGCCGUCGCCGGCGGCGCUGGGGUCACCUCUCAGCGGCCAGAUGAGUCCUUACUCGGCGACGUUGGACCAGACGGGGAAUGGGGCUCAGUUUGAGGACGUGAACCUUUUCCAGGGGAUGGGAGGUCAGGGGCUGGGGUUUAUGACUUCGGCGCAGGGGCCGCCGGAUCUGGUGCUGGAUCAGUUUGGCAGUGAGAGCGGUGAUUUCGAUGCCGUGUUUAACCCGUUUUCUUCCGCCAGUAUCCUGGAGGACUCACCACCCCGGCAGCAGCAGCAGCGGACCGCCAUCGGCUUUCCUAACCCACAAGCGAACGUCGGGAUAUCAAGCUGGGAUUAUGUCAAUACGUGGGCCAACCAAGAUGUAACCGCAUCAGCAGCACCAGUGCACCACCCCAGGGAGUACACCACGCAGCAGCACACCGCGCAAUACACAGUGCAGCAGAUCAACCACCCAAGACCGCCACCCAGCGAGAGCUCCCACGUCUUCGUCAUGGAAGACCCGAGCUUUGUCUCGCGCUCCCCAUCUCACCACUCUCACCACACCUACUCGCCAUCUCUGCAGUCGGCCUCCGCCAGCCCUCCAGCCACCGCUAGCCCGCGCUCACCGACACAGAUCAAGUUCGAGCCCGGCCUCCCCGAUCGCCGCAGAUCCCCCGCCGUCUCAGCAGCCGCUACCUCCGCGCCAAAACCGAUCCCGACCACCCGCAAACUCAACACCGGCAACCGCGUCCAGAAGCGCAAAGCCCAAACCUCCGCCCCCAACCCAUCUCCGACCUCCGCAUCAGGCUCAGCCUCCACCAGCGCCAGCAGCGCCACCUCCAAAUUCCUCAUCGUCACCCCCUCCUCCAUCUCCCACAACUCCUCCACCCAACCCAACCUCAACCCCUUCGAGUGCCUCGACGCCCUCUCCCGCGGCCCAACCCAGCGCGGCCGCAAGGGCCCCCUCGCCACCGACACCAAGCAGUCCGCCCUCGUCGUCCGCCGCAUGGGCGCCUGCUUCAGCUGCCACGCCCGCAAAGUCCGCUGCGACAAGGAGCGCCCCUGCCGUAACUGUGUCCGGCUUGCGGGCUCUGUGCCCCAGGUCGUGUGCUGGCAGUUUGGCGAUUUUACGCCGGUGCUGUUCCCUGGUUUUAUCCGUGGACAUCUGCGCCGGGAGGAGGUGGCCAAGUUUGUGGAAGGGAGCGUGGAGAGUUUCCGGGUGGGUGGAGUUGAGGUGCCGUGUACGGUUGAGUUGGUGUCAGGCGUUGGGUUUGGCGCCAAAACGGUGUUGGAGAUCAAGGCUAAGUUCUUCACCGCGCGGACCGCCGAUGUCCUGCAGCAUUGGCAUGCGCAGCUGGGGAGGAACGGGAUGGAUCUCGCUUCGCGCGGGGCUGCACCGAUCGGGCUGGAGAUGGGUUCGUCAUCCUCCUCCUCCUCAGACGGCAGCGGCAAAGAGAGCACUUCCGGAGGAAGCGACGGACAAAAAGCCGAACUCAAACGCCGCGUACGCGAAUACGUCCAAGCGAUGGUCGACGAGCCCCAUUUCGCCGAACUCGUCACCCCAGCACCGCAACACACCGACCUCCCCCGUCGCGUCCUCCGCAUCGUCCACGACUACGCCAUGCGCUGCGACGUCCCCAUGGUCCGCCGCGCGCUCUCCAUCUACGCCAUGCACUUCGUCAUGACCCGCCAUCUCUGCCUGACCGCCAAAAACGUCGUCGACCUCUGUCCCACGGGGCUUGUACCCCAGGGCGUGCCGUGGGUUACCCCCCGCGUGCUGAACCGGCAGAUUAAAGCGGUCGUGGACGAGAUGCUGUGUCGGGAGAUGCAGUUGCUGUUUGAUAACUUCAGCAAGUCGCUGAAGCCGAAACUGCGGCGGGAGUGGGCGCCGUGUUUGGCGUCGUUUUUGGUGUUGUGUUUGUUUAUGGAGUCGGUGGAGACGGCGGCGGAUUUGUUUGUUAUUUCUGACAACCAGAUCAAUCUGAUGCAUCAGUAUGCGCCGGCGUGGCAGCGGUCGUUUGUGUUGGGUGUGAAUCGGGAGAUUGAGAAUAUGCCGUUUAAGCAGUUUGCGUUUCAGUUUCAUCAGAUCUAUCAGACGCAUUCGAGGGAUGCGGCGGCGCGGAGCUUUAAUCCCAUUAUGGAUGAUACGUGCUUUGAGCUGGGGGAGCUGGAGAACGAGGCGGCUGCGAUGGUGCGCAAGUUGAGGCGGUUUAUUGAUGAUGAUUGUGAGGUAAGGCUAACCAGCGAAAUAGGGUCUGAACUGGACUACCUGACGGCCGACCCGAUUCUGCCCAGCGCCGAGGACCUCCACCCUCGCAAUAUGUCGUACAACUACACUGGCCGUCUGGUCGCCAAGUUCCUCCUCUCUUUCACCGACGAGAGGUACAUCUUUGAUGGGAAGGGUCUUUGA